AUGAACAUGGAGAACGUGAAAAAGUUAAUCGAGGCGAUAGAUCAGCACCUGAAAAUCAGCUCCGAGGACACAGCAAGCGUUAUUAGCAGAAAUUUGCAAGUAUUGAGUGUGACGAUAGAUUUGAGUGUUUUUGAUCCUCACACGAAUGUCGCCGCACAGUUUUACAUGAGUUUGUAUGAAUUAUUGAAGAGUGUUGAAGCGAAAUCACCCCUAGCUUGGUACUGUGUGGAUGUUUUAAGUAAUUGUUGUCGAAAUGCUUCGGCUAGGUGUGUUUUGAUAAAUACUUACCAUUUUUUACCGUCUCUGACGAGACUAUUGAGCGAUCAGCUGACGGUGGAGAAGAAAAUUGGCGUUUUACGUCUGAUGCAGGAGCUAUCGUGUGGAAUUAAAAUAUCAUGGGAAAUUCCACAUCUGCCGCACCUAUUCAAAACUCUUACAAAGUGGAUUGAAAGUGGUUCAGAAAAAAUCGUUACGUUAUCUUUGGGUGUUCUCGUAAAUGUUUGCUAUCAAAAUGUGCCUGCUAUUUAUACCUUAACCAGGGAGGUUGAUAUUCAGCAACUCAUACGGAUUUGUAUGCCAUUAAAGGGUUCAGUUAUAGAACUAUUGGUAUGCAAACUUUUAGUAAUUCUGGACUAUACCAAAAGUGUGUUUCCCAAAGACAUUUUCAUAAGAUUAGUGGAUUGUACCUUUAAAGGUGUAGAGGAAAACAUCAAAUCAAAAGACCCGAUUUUUUUGCGACAAAUGGUGGAAUUUUUUUUGGACACCUUAAAACAAGAGUCCUGUGCUUCUUACACUUUUAAUAACAAUGCAGAAGAGUUAAAGAACUUGCUGGAAAUAAUAGAGAAUAAUAGCAUCGAACCUGAAUGUCUCGGAAUAGUGUUUGAAUUUUUUUUGGGUCUACUCGAAAGAAAAUUACCUUACUUGGAUGAAUUGAGGCCCAAAUUUAUUGCAGUCACUUUAAAGUGGAUUCAAAACGAUCAUGUGUCGUCGCAAGCUUUAAAUAUACUUAAAAGUAUUGCCGUAAACACCCAAAAUCAUGAUAAUGUGAUUUUGGAACCGCUUAUAGCCGGCCUGCCCGUAUAUUUACUAUCGCUAAACACUCUGCAAGGAAAUAUUCCGUCAAAUAACGAACACAACAAAAAACUGGUGGCUCUACUGCAAUUAUUAGAAGCCAUGCUGAAGGUUGACUCCUUACGGGACAAGGUGUUAAAAGACAUAAACCCUGAGUCCAUAGGGAAAGUAUUUUUGCCCCUAACAGGCGAAGAGGGGGCUGGAGAUGUGAGCAAAACGAAAUCACACUCGUAUAAGUCGAUGGAAUCGGUGGAAAACACCGAAUCCAUCAACCUGUACGUCUACGGGUUAUCUCUGGUGAAUAUGCUGGCCAAAUACGACCCCGACUGGGCCAAAAAACAAACCAGAUUAAUGCAAAACAGGGAGGUUCAUAUGGUUCUCGCUCAAGCGCUUUACUGCAGUCCGUUCGAAGUCCGAAAAGAAGUAAUGAAAAUGUCUGCCCUGCCGAAUUUUCCCGCGGACACCGUCGCCCGAGCCAUGGGCAAUUUACAACCCAUGGUUUUGGUGAACGCGCCCGGCGAACACGUCAGCAAAAAACCCAGGAUCGAACCGAAUUUCUCGCACCAUGAAAAGGAGACUUUGGACGGCAAACUCAAGAAGCUAAAAUCGCUGUACGAUAAAAACCUGCUAAACCUGUCGACUUCCGACGUGAUGGAGCUGUACGAGUACAAGCUGUACUCCAUGGCGCACGCCGAGCGCGCAGCCAUGGCAAGCUGCGAAGCAGCUUCGGAGCGCUGCACGCAUCUGCAGCACCGCACCGCGCAGCUGACGGCGGAGCUGAACCGGCUGCACCAGCUGCUGUUUCGCGCGCAGCAGUCGCACGAGGAAGCGGUCAAGAAGAAGGAAGCCAUCGACGCGAUCACCAGCAACCUGCAGCAGCGCUUGGAGGUGGAGAAAAGCCGGUGCGUCAAGUUGAGCGCGACGGAAAAACAGCUGAAGGAGAGUUUGAGCGACGUUUCGAAGAAAUUCGAGGACGUUUCUCAAAGUAAGAGCGUUUUGGAGGAGCAGCACGGUAAGUUGAAGCAGUUCUGCAACAAGCUCGAGGAGAACGGCACGCGAUUGGAGAGGAACCUCCAAAACAAAGAAGAAUCGCUCAAGACGGCCAACGCCAACAUACACGAUUUAAAAACGAAAGUAAACGAGUUGGAGCUGCUGAUCAAAAAGAAGGAUUUCGAUAUCGAAUCAAAAACCGCUCAAUUAAAGGAAGUUACGAGAAAUUUGAUGCUGAGGGAAAAGGCGAUAGAAAGCAUCGUCAAUUUGGCGGCAAAUUCUAAAAACAGUUCCGUAGCGUGA
Messenger RNA from Brassicogethes aeneus, 2364 nucleotides. Lineage: Eukaryota; Metazoa; Arthropoda; Insecta; Coleoptera; Nitidulidae. The record is from the annotation of a GenBank genome assembly.